AUGAGAUACGAGGAAGAAGAUGGAGAUUGCGUAGCUUUGCCAAAACGGGCAACCUGGAAAGUUACCCAACAAAUGCAUAGAUUGCUGUUACAUUUCGGAACGGAUAAUGUGAUCGGGUUCAUGGAGCAAUAUUUCCAUUGGUUCGAUAUAACAAAGGUGGCUCGAGAUGUGGUUGCAUCCUGUCAUACGUGUCUGGCGACAAAAUACUAUUCACGGUCAACGGAAGGAGUGCAGUAUUAUGAAUUGCCGAAAGUACCGGGUAUUAAAGUAUCGAUGGAUAUUUUUGGGCCAUUGCCAAAGAUUAGAGAAGGUUAUGGAUAUCUGUUGGUCAUUAUGGACCAAUUCAGCAAGUAUACAAAAUUAUACUCAAUGGCUAAUCAAACAUUGGAGACAAUCAUUGGGAUUUUAUGGGACUUACCAGUACUUUCCAGAGAGGGGUAUGCCGCGAACCGAUAA
Messenger RNA from Trachymyrmex septentrionalis, 456 nucleotides. RefSeq lists its product as uncharacterized. Gene Ontology annotation, molecular function: nucleic acid binding. Bases 1 to 456 code for a protein of 151 amino acids. Lineage: Eukaryota; Metazoa; Arthropoda; Insecta; Hymenoptera; Formicidae. The transcript has a single exon. The record is from RefSeq and is a predicted model, not a curated record.